CCUCCAAAUAAAAAGAAAAAAGAGAAAGAACGUUGCACAGCUCUUCAGGAUAAGCUUCUUGAAGAGGAGAAGAAGCAGCUGGAGCAUGUGCAGAGGGUUCUGCAGAGACUGAAACUAGAGAAGGAUAACUGGCUUCUGGCAAAGUCCACCAAAAAUGAGACUAUCACAAAAUUUUUGCAGUUAUGUAUAUUUCCUCGGUGCAUUUUUUCGGCAAUCGAUGCAGUUUAUUGCGCUCAUUUUGUAGAACUGGUGCAUCAACAGAAAACACCUAACUUCUCCACGCUUCUCUGCUAUGACAGAGUUUUCUCUGAUAUUAUAUAUACAGUUGCAAGUUGCACUGAAAAUGAAGCUAGUAGGUAUGGCAGGUUUUUAUGCUGUAUGCUGGAGACUGUGACUAGAUGGCACAGUGACAGAGUCAUAUAUGAAAAGGAAUGUGGCAACUAUCCAGGCUUCCUAACUAUAUUACGGGCAACUGGAUUUGAUGGUGGAAAUAAAGCUGAUCAGUUGGAUUAUGAGAAUUUUCGACAUGUGGUACACAAAUGGCACUAUAAAUUAACUAAGGCUUCUGUGCACUGCCUUGAAACAGGUGAAUAUACACAUAUCAGAAAUAUCCUGAUUGUGCUGACCAAAAUCCUUCCAUGGUAUCCAAAAGUGCUGAACCUGGGCCAAGCCUUGGAAAGAAGAGUGCACAAGAUAUGUCAAGAAGAGAAAGAGAAGAGACCUGAUCUAUAUGCAUUGGCUAUGGGCUAUUCUGGGCAGUUGAAAAGUAGGAAGCCUUUCAUGAUACCUGAAAAUGAAUUCCACCACAAAGACCCACCUGCCAGGAAUGCUGUAGCUGCAACAGUACAAAAUGGGCCAGGUGGUGCUGGGAUGCCUACAUCUCUCACAAUAAAUACGGUUAGACUGGAAGAAGGCACUACUGAGGAGACUGAUAAACUAAAGGAGAAGUCUCAGGGUGUGGUGAAAGUUAUUAAUAAAGCUGUCAACGCUACUCCAAAAGUGACAACAAGCAAUGGAAACAGUGCUUCUAAUAGCAAAAUUAUUAAAGAAAAAGAUGAUAAAGAAAAAAGUGGGAAGGAAAAAGAUAAAGAAAAAAAAGACAAGACUCCAGCUGCCACUCCAGAGAUGAAGGCACUUGGGAAGGAUGGAAAGGAUAAACCAAAGGAAGAACGGGCAAACAAAGAUGAUAAAGCACGAGAGAUCAAGGAGAAAACGCCAAAAUCUGACAAAGAGAAGGAAAAAGUGAAGAAAGAAGAAAAAGCUUCAAAAGAAGAAAAAUCCAAGACAGUUGUUACCAUCGUUGAGUCAAAGUCAACUGCAGAAAAGGAGAGAGAAAAGGAGCCGUCCAGAGAAAGAGAUGUAGCGAAGGAAAUGAAAUCCAAGGAAAAUGCUAAAGGAGGAGAAAAGGUGCCAGUAGCUGGGUCCUUGAAGUCACCUGUUCCCAGAUCAGAAACAUCAGAAUCUGAAAGGGAACAAAAACGCCGCAAAGUUGAUACACAUUCUUCUCCAUCACAUUCCUCAACAGUAAAGGACAACCUCAACGAACUCAAGGACUCUUCAGCAAAGCACUACAUUAACCACACUACUCCAACACUGUCCAAGAGUAAGGAGAGAGAAGUGGACAAGAAAGAUUUGGACAAGUCAAGGGAAAGAUCCAGAGAGAGAGAGAAGAAAGAUGAAAAGGACAGGAAAGAUCGAAAAAGGGAUCAUUCAAACAGUGACCGAGAGAUACCACAGGAUUCAACUAAACGACGCAAGGAGGAAAAUGGGACAACUGGUUCUUCAAAACAUAGUAAAAGUGAAAGUCCUUCUGAUUCUCCUCGCUUAAAUGAAAAGGAGAAGGAGAAGAACAAAUCAAAAUCUUCAGGAAAAGAGAAAGGUGAUUCAAUUAAAGCAGAAAAGAUGGAGAAGAGCUCCUCUGGUAGCAAAAAGGAAUCAAGACAUGAUAAAGAAAAAACAGAAAAGAAGGAAAAACGAGACAGUACUGGAGGGAAAGAAGAAAAGAAACAUCAUAAAUCUUCAGACAAGCACAGAUAAUGAAGACUGUUUCAGUCAAAGUGAGAUUGAAAUAAGAAGAUAUCCAGCUGUGACCAGAAAUGUAUUUUCCAGAGUAUAGAUUGCACAGAAAUUUGUGAAUGAAGAGGACCCAUCUGCAUCUCCUUAAAUUAUUCAGUUCUCUGCUUUAUUUCCCCAUGCUAAAGAUUUAAUUGUUGAGUUGUACAUUACUGUAUUUUAACUUGUUGCUUAGUUUCUUACACAUUUAUUUUCAGUACCUGGCUGAAAGUGUUACCUAUUCCAUAUUUUAGCACAAUGUGCUGCAAACAAACAGUUGCCAUAGUGCAAAUGAGGUUUCAUGUGUACAGAGUUCCACUUUAGGUUGUCGAAAAUACUGCCUGAGUUUAGUAAUUCUUUCAAUCUGAAAUGCAUUCUUUUAGAUGUUUGAAAACCACAAAUAAACAGUUAUUGAACCUUUUUGGAUUUACCUCAUUUAAACUCAGUUUUUAUUUAUUACCUGGCCUGUUUUUAAUAUCGGUGACUAAAAAAAAAAAAGUCAAGUGGGAGCACUGUUUUCAUGCAAUGCUUAGGGAUUAUUUGUAUAUUGUGUACAACGUUGACUUGUUUAAAGAAACACAGAAUGAACCCUGUCCCUUCCAUCCCAACCUAAACCUGUGCUCAGUUGUCCCUUGCCACACCUUUUGUUUGUCAUGUUGUUUUUAGAUUGAUCGGAAAUGCUCUCUUCAAAACUGAAAUAAAUUAAGUUUCAGUUACAGCUACAGGAGCUUUGUAUUGCUGAACUUUAGUCUGAAAAGUUUCACAAUGACAUUUUUAAAAAAAAAAAAAAAUUUUUUUAUCUGCUGAAUUCUACCAGUGUAACCUUUUUUCUAAAUAAACAAUAGUUUUCUCAA
This is a messenger RNA of Cariama cristata (Red-legged seriema), 2906 nucleotides long. RefSeq names its product THO complex subunit 2-like. NCBI's taxonomy places the organism in Eukaryota, Metazoa, Chordata, Aves, Cariamiformes, Cariamidae. Gene Ontology annotation, cellular component: THO complex part of transcription export complex. The annotation marks the transcript as partial. The record is from RefSeq and is a predicted model, not a curated record. Gene Ontology annotation, molecular function: mRNA binding. Gene Ontology annotation, biological process: mRNA export from nucleus; mRNA processing. The transcript has 16 exons.